Leptosia nina is the source of this 1464-nucleotide messenger RNA. The record is from the annotation of a GenBank genome assembly. Lineage: Eukaryota; Metazoa; Arthropoda; Insecta; Lepidoptera; Pieridae.
AUGGCGGCCGCUGAAAUAGUAUCAAAUACUUCGAAUAUAGCAAAAAUAGAAAGUUUUCUUAAUGACCCUAGCUACAAAGAGAUUAUCGAGAACUCCUCAACGUUUAAUUCACGACUAUGUGCCGAAAGGAGGAUGCGAAUGCCAUUUAUCGACACCCAGACAGGUGUCGCCCAGAGUCAUUCCAAUUUAUUCAUGACAAAAAAGCAACGGAUGCCAGGAGCUAAAGAAGGCCAAGUGUACACUUACCCAUCACAACGAUGGCGAAAAGCGCGCCGCCAAUACCUUACUAUGUCAUCGACACGCUGGGGUUGGUUAAGAACUGAUACUGCAGAGAAUGUUGGUGAAGGUGAGAACAGCUCUGGAAUACCCGACGGUUUAGCAGGGGAGGACAGUCGGGAUGGCUCCCAGACAGCUGCUAAGGAUGAUCCAAAGGAAUGGUUCUAUGAUGAACUGGCGAUGGAGGAGAUGGAGACGGGUGAAGAACCUGAAGCCGAAUCUGAUGAAGACUACUAUGACGAUACUUACGCGAAUCGGCGCAAGCGACGCGGCGGGGCGACGCCCAGUGGUCCAGGGUCUAGGGGUGGAAGAACUCGCAAAUCUCAGCCCGACGACGCCACGCCAAAGCGAGGACGAGCCGGCCGCGGUCGAAAACGCGCCGGCCAAGGCACCUUACCAUACGAAGUCCCCGGCGACGCUGAAAAACCCUUCGGCUGCGAACUGUGCGGCGCAAAGUACAAGACCCGUCCCGGUCUGACGUACCACUUUACGCACACACACAAGGACCCGGGCGGCGCAGGCGCAACCGGAAGCGAUAACGACUCGCGCGACAGCCGCCCCGCCCACUCACCCGCCCCCAAUCAGCCAGCCACAGAGUAUCAGGAUAGUUACGUGACGUUUCUGAACAACCCCGCUGGCACACCAUCAACAGUCGCGGCCCCACCUCCACCACAGCGUCGGCCGUCACCCCCUCCGCGGCCUGCCUCCGCCGACACGUCGUCGUCGGACUCUGCGCAGGCGCCCCUCGUGCCUCCCCCGGACGCCGCAGUAUCGACCCCAACGCCCAGUGCGAGUACACCCGCUGCUCGAAGCACUAAGAAAACAGCUGAUGGAAAGCCAUCACCGUCGCCGUACUGCGAUUUCUGCCUCGGCGACGACCGCGAGAACAAGAAGACAGGGACGCCCGAAGAGCUGGUCUCUUGCUCCGACUGCGGAAGAUCAGGUCACCCCACUUGUCUGCAGUUCACAGUGAAUAUGAUGGUCUCGAUGCGCAAGUACCGCUGGCAAUGCAUCGAAUGCAAGUGCUGUUCGGUUUGCGGCACCAGUGAUAAUGAUGAUCAGCUAUUAUUCUGUGACGACUGCGACCGUGGCUACCACAUGUACUGCCUAGCGCCACCUCUGGAGACGCCCCCCGAGGGGUCGUGGUCUUGCGCGCUCUGCAUCAAAGAGUUUCAUCUUAAGGAGUGA